AUGCCUGUCUCUUAUACACAUCUAGAUGUGAGUGAUAUCCGCGUUGUGAUUGGAUUAGACUUUGGAACAACUUAUUCUGGAUUCGCUUAUUGUCACGUUAGUGACGAAGACAAUGUAUGCUCAAAUGUUUUGUGGUGUGGAGAAGCAGGUCAAGUAAAAACCAACACAGUUCUCCAAUAUGAUAACGAUUAUAAUGAAGUAAAAUUAUGGGGAGCUCCAGCCCUAGCUAAAAAGCAAGGUCGUAAAAAAAGAAGAAAAACUGUUGCAACAGCUUGGCCAAUGGUUGAUUACUUUGAGAAUGUUCUUUUAGUUAUUACAAUUCCUGCAGAAUUUUCUGAAACUGCAAAAGCAAUUAUGAGGACAUGUGCGUUUGAUGCAGGAUUGAUUAAAAAAAAAUACUCAACAAAUUUACAAUUUACCACAGAACCCGAAGCUGCUGCGAUAUAUUGUAUGAAAAAGAAUCUUAACGAACAAGCUCUUGCACAACCAGGAACAAACUUUAUGAUAGUUGAUUGUGGGGGUGGUACAGUAGAUGUAACAACCCGAAAAUUAUUAAACGAAGGACAAUUGGGCGAAAUAACCGAAAGAGCUGGUGAUUUUUGUGGAAGUACUUAUGUUGAUGUUGAAUUUAUUAAAUAUUUACGAAAAAUACUUGGAAAUGAAGCUAUGGAUUUAUUAGAGAAUAAUAUAGUUGGACAACGACAAUAUUUGAUUCAACAAUUUUGUAAAGAUUGUAAAUUCCAUUUUACAGGAGAGGAUCGGGAUUAUUGUUAUACUUUGGAUAUUGAUGAAACGAUUCCGAUAUUAAAAGAUUAUGUCACUAAUAAUCAUGUUAGAGAAGGUUUAGAAGAGAAUGAUUGGACAAUUGAUAUUGAUUUUGCAACAGUGAAAUCAAUAUUUGAACCUGUUAUCCAAAGAAUCCUUAAAUUGAUAAAAGGUCAAUUACGUAAUUCUCAAGAACCUUGUUCUGCAAUGUUCUUAGUUGGAGGUUUUAGUGAAUCAAAAUAUUUACAAAAAAGAAUUAAACAGGAAUUUCAACAUAUAGUAAAACUUAUUUCGGUUCCAGUUCUACCCACGGCAGCAAUUUCACGUGGAGCUACAAUGUAUGGAUUAUCCAUAAGUUCAAAUUUAAAUAAUAUAGGAAAUAAUAGGAGAGUUAUUUCUUCAAGGAUUCUUAAAUAUUCUUAUGGAUGUGAUAUGUGGAAGAAAUGGGAACAUGGAGAUCCAAUUGACAGAAGAACUCCAGAGGGAUUUAUUGCUAAAUUUAAACGUUUGGCUAAACGUGGUACUACAAUGGGUAUCGAUCAAGAAGUUACGGUUAAUCGUGUACCGAUAUUUGAAAAUCAAGACAAUAUGAUUACUAAAAUAUAUUAUACUCGAGAGUAUGAUGCGGAAUACUGUGAUGAUCCUGGCGUGAUGCCUUUAGGAGAUCUUAUUGUUGAUCUUCCUGGCGAAGGUUUUAAUAGACGUAUAUUAUUUGGAUUAACUUUUGGGAAAAUGGAAAUUAUCGCUACUUCAAGGGAUAAACAAACAGGACAAAGUUAUAGAACUACUUUUAAAUUUAAUUUGGAUGAAUAA
This is a messenger RNA of Rhizophagus irregularis DAOM 181602=DAOM 197198, 1578 nucleotides long. The record is from RefSeq and is a predicted model, not a curated record. Lineage: Eukaryota; Fungi; Glomeromycota; Glomeromycetes; Glomerales; Glomeraceae.